This is a messenger RNA of Notechis scutatus (mainland tiger snake), 577 nucleotides long. It is a transcript of the gene WDR83OS, whose product is annotated as WD repeat domain 83 opposite strand. The record is from RefSeq and is a predicted model, not a curated record. Gene Ontology annotation, biological process: protein insertion into ER membrane. Gene Ontology annotation, molecular function: protein folding chaperone. Gene Ontology annotation, cellular component: endoplasmic reticulum membrane. NCBI's taxonomy places the organism in Eukaryota, Metazoa, Chordata, Lepidosauria, Squamata, Elapidae.
CCCGCGGCUCUGAAAGGAAGCGGAAGCUGCUGCAGCCUCGAAAGGAGGUCGUUCUCAGCACAGUAGUGUAUCCCGCGGCUCAGUGGGAUGUCUAGCAACAGUAUGGCAGAUCCGCGGCGUCCCAACCGCAUUCUCAGAUACAAGCCUCCAACUACAGAAAACAACCCUACUUUAGAGGAUCCUACACCAGAUUAUAUGAAUUUGCUAGGGAUGAUUUUCAGCAUGUGUGGCUUAAUGCUAAAAUUAAAAUGGUGUGCUUGGAUUGCUGUCUACUGCUCAUUUAUCAGUUUUGCCAAUUCUAGAAGCUCAGAAGACACCAAACAGAUGAUGAGCAGUUUCAUGUUGUCUAUUUCUGCUGUAGUGAUGUCCUAUCUUCAAAAUCCUCAGCCCAUGUCUCCUCCUUGGUGAAAAGAUAACACUUUUCUUUAAAACUCAUCUUCCCAAGUAGAUAGGUUAUCCUGUUCAAAGUGAAAGGUUUUCUUACACAACAUAAAUUUAAUUGCACAGGUAUACCAUUGCAGCAUAUUGGGAAUAUUUACUUUGCUAUAUCAAUAAAGUAAUUAUUGUUAAAUAUGCA